CCGGUCACACUGUGUUUGUUGCGGAAAUUUGGCGGUAAAAAGUGGCGACUUUAUUGAUUGACCGUCUUAUUUAUGUUUUGUAAUUGUACCCAACCAUGGGCAUCACGGGCUUGAUCCCCUUCGUGGAGAAGGCGUCCUCCAAGCUACAGCUGAAAGACAUUCGGGGCACCACAGUGGCCGUGGACACAUACUGCUGGCUGCACAAGGGAGUUUUUGGCUGCGCGGAGAAGUUAGCCAGAGGCGAGGACACGGAUGUCUACAUCCAGUACUGCCUGAAGUACGUUCAGAUGCUGCUGUCGUACGACAUUAAGCCAAUACUGGUCUUUGAUGGCCAGCACCUGCCAGCGAAAGCCCUGACAGAAAAGCGGCGGCGGGAGUCCCGGCAGCAGAGCAAAGAACGAGCUGCGGAGCUACUGCGUCGCGGGCGCAUCGAGGAGGCACGGUCUCACAUGCGGCGAUGCGUGGACGUUACCCACGAUAUGGCCCUGCGCCUUAUAAAGGAGUGCCGGAUGCGGAACGUUGACUGCAUCGUGGCUCCCUACGAGGCGGACGCCCAAAUGGCCUGGCUGAACAAGGCGGACAUUGCCGAGUUCAUCAUCACUGAGGACUCGGAUCUGACGCUUUUUGGCGCCAAGAAGAUCAUUUUCAAGCUGGACCUCAAUGGCAACGGUCUACUGGUGGAAGCGCAAAAACUCCACUUGGCCAUGGGCUGCCGGGAGGAGAAUUACCACUUCGAUAAGUUCCGUCGCAUGUGCAUCUUGUCUGGGUGCGAUUAUCUGGAUUCCUUGCCAGGAAUCGGCUUGGCCAAAGCCUGCAAAUUUAUUCUCAAAACGGAGCAGGACGAUAUGCAAAUUGCUCUAAAAAAGAUACCCAGCACCCUCAACAUGCGAAAUUUGGAGGUAGACGACGAAUACAUUGAAAACUUCUUGAAAGCAGAAGCCACCUUCAAACACAUGUACAUCUACAAUCCCCUCGAACGCCGCAUGGAACGGCUAUGUGCCUUGGAGGACUUUGAAACGGACGUGCGCUACUGCAGCAAUGCUGGAACCUUGAUGGAAGACACAGAUCAGGCCUUGCACCUCGCUCUGGGGAACAUAAAUCCCUUUUCUCUAAAGCGCCUUGAUAGCUGGACACCGGAGAAGCCCGUGCCAACUCCAAAGAACGUAAAACGGACGAAACACAAGAGUAUUUGGCAAGGAGAGUUUCUUAAGGAGAACCUCAAGGUCGAAAAGAAGCAGACGUCCUGUGCCUUGUUUUUCAAGAAAGUGGAUUUUGUUAGCAAGACUAUUGACGAGGAUAUUGAGGCUAAUCAACGUUUGGAGGAGGCAAAGCAGACCGAGGCUCAGGUCUUUACUAUGUACAAUUUCCGAGGAAAGAGGAGAAGGAGUCCCAGUCGGGAAGAGUCUAUAAAUACUCAGCGAACUCCCCCGCAGUCGCCAUUACACAAAAGUCGCCAUAAUCCCUUUGCCAAGGACCGAUCGGGGUCAGAUGCCCAUCAGAAGUCCCCCGCAGUGUGUGAGAACGGGUCUUUGUUGCGUUUGUUAAGUCCAAACAAGGUGAGUCCUUUACAUGGUGGAGCAGACGAAACGAGGGUCAAUUCCCUCAAAAGAAGCAUCUUUGCCAAGGAGCAGGUGGUAGAGGUGCGUAGUCGAUUUUUUGGUACCCAACAGACAAAGCAGUCAGAGGAGCAACCGACUCAGGAACUGGAUUCCCACAUUAGCCAAAAAAGGUUAAGGUUGCAAAAGCAAGAAUGUAUAGUAUUGGAUGAGGCAAGACCUCCAAGCAGAAACUCGCAUGUGAGUGAGGCCGACUCAGAACCGGCCUUAUUGGAGUGCGAAGAAACAACUUCAGAAUCACCCGCCCCCGAAAGCAUUCCAGACAAGGAUGAAGGAAAAAUACGCAUCAAAUCCCUGGACUUGCUAAUUGACCAGCGAAAAGCCUCCACCGAUUCCGAGAGCCACGAAAGUGAGACCAUUAUUCUACUCUCCGACGACAGCUGCAGUUCCAACCUGACCCCGGCAGCAUCGACCAAUUCCUCCUCCUCCAGCGCCAAUAUUCAGCGGCACAACUCUUUACCGUCUGCUGGAAAGAAAAGAAUCGGACUGAGUAGACAAACUUCCACUGCCAAAAAAGGAACUCCCAAGACCCCCAAGAAAACGACCAGCAAACUGGGCACUGUGAGCCAGAAUCAAACUAAGUUAAGCAUGUUCGGAUUCCAGAGGCGCGCCGCGCUCAAAUAGUUUCCUAUUCACAGACUGUAACCUUUUUGUUUAUUAGCGUAAUCUAAUUUAUUAAAUUGAAGAACCGAA
This is a messenger RNA of Drosophila bipectinata, 2309 nucleotides long. It is a transcript of the gene tos, whose product is annotated as Exonuclease tos. Gene Ontology annotation, biological process: mismatch repair; DNA recombination. NCBI's taxonomy places the organism in Eukaryota, Metazoa, Arthropoda, Insecta, Diptera, Drosophilidae. The record is from RefSeq and is a predicted model, not a curated record. Gene Ontology annotation, cellular component: nucleus. Gene Ontology annotation, molecular function: metal ion binding; 5'-flap endonuclease activity; DNA binding.